Clavispora lusitaniae ATCC 42720 is the source of this 1002-nucleotide messenger RNA. RefSeq names its product ribonuclease (gene NUC1). The record is from RefSeq and is a predicted model, not a curated record. Gene Ontology annotation, cellular component: nucleus; mitochondrial inner membrane. Gene Ontology annotation, molecular function: nucleic acid binding; metal ion binding; single-stranded DNA endonuclease activity. Gene Ontology annotation, biological process: apoptotic DNA fragmentation. Lineage: Eukaryota; Fungi; Ascomycota; Pichiomycetes; Serinales; Metschnikowiaceae.
AUGGCUUUUAUGCGCGACAUGCAUCAUCACCAUAAUGUCUACUCCACCAUGAGCAAACUUUUCCAAGGCGCCGGCGUUUCUGCCGUUGGCAUUGCCUCGUAUUUCUGGGGCCGUUCGUCCGCACCCACGAAAACAGACAAACCCACCCCGUCAUCGAACUUGCCUGCAUCGCAGCCGGCAGACGUGCCUGCUUUUCCAGGUUCUCCGGUCAAGCCCGAAGGUUUUUACAAGUACGGAUUCCCGGGUCCCGUGCACGAUCUUCAACAACACGACGAGUUCAUUGCAUGCUACAACAGAGCCACCCGUAACCCGUACUGGGUUUUGGAGCAUCUCACGCAAGAAUCGCUUCGCCGGGGCCAAGGCGUUGACCGGAAAAAAAGCAUCUUCAAAGAAGACGAGAGCAUUCCCCUCAAGUUCCGCGCACGCUUGCGCGACUACUUCCGCAGUGGAUACGACCGGGGCCAUUUGGCGCCGGCUGCGGACGCCAAGUUUUCUCAGCACGCCAUGGACGAGACGUUUUUUCUCACCAACAUGUCGCCGCAAGUGGGCGAUGGCUUCAACCGAAACUACUGGGCACACCUAGAAGACUUUGUGCGUCGUCUUACCUCGCGGUACGACAGCGUGCGUGUUUUGACGGGGCCUCUCUACCUUCCAAAGCAAGACAGCGACGACAAGUUCCGUGUGAGCUAUGAAGUGGUCGGAUCUCCGCCAAACGUGGCUGUACCCACGCACUUCUUCAAGCUCAUAGUGGGCGAAAGAGAGGGCAGCGACAACUUGGCCGUGGGCGCUUUUGUAUUGCCCAACGCGGCCAUCGACGAUUCCACUCCUCUUACGCAGUUCCAAGUUCCAGUCGAAGCCGUGGAGCGCAGCGCUGGGCUCGAAUUGUUGCAUCGUGUUCCGCCACAGGCGAAACGGGACUUGUGUCGGGAGACCCGGUGUGAGAUCAUUGUGAGAGAUUUUUCCCAGGCGACGAAAGCAUUGCCUCCAGGAAAGAGUGGGUAG